AUGUUUAAGAGAAAUUUCGCUAAGUUCAACCAGGCCAUGGGAUUUCAGAGAUCUUCCAACUGGCAAAAGGUGCAGCAUGGUAAUGAUCUCUCUACAAAUGAGAGAGCACCAAAUUCAUGUCAUCCUGUGACCAAUGAAGCUGUUUCUGAUGAUGCAAAUUACAGUUCAUGGAUGGUGGACCAUCCUUCUGCAUUGACCUCAUUUGAUCAAAUGAUGAAAGAUGCUAAGGGGAAGAAGAUCGUCGUGUUUUUAGACUAUGACGGUACUCUGUCGCCGAUCGUAAAUGAUCCUGAUCGCGCUUUCAUGUCUCCUGAGAUGCGUGCAGCAGUUCGUGAAGUUGCUAAAUGCUUUCCAACUGCUAUAAUCAGUGGUAGAAGCAGAGACAAGGUGAAAGGAUUUGUACAGUUGAAUAACAUAUAUUAUGCUGGAAGCCAUGGGAUGGACAUUAUGGCACCACCUAGGCCUGUUCGGUCCAGUGAUGGAAAAUAUCACACUGUAUCCCUUGACAGAAAGGGCAAUGAAGCUGUCUUUCAACCUGCUCAGAAAUUUUUGCCUGCAAUGCAAAAGAUUUUGAAAGAAUUGGAAGUGGCAGUUAGGAAAAUACCAGGUGCCAGAGUAGAGAACAACAGAUUUUGUGUCUCUAUACAUUUUCGACAAGUUCGACAGGAGGAUUAUGGGAUGUUAGAGGAGAAGGUGAAAUCUAUACUCAAACACUAUCCAGACUUUCGCUUGGGUUGGGGUAAAAAGGUUAUGGAAAUACGACCAUCAAUAGAAUGGGACAAAGGCAAUGCUCUAGAAUAUUUUCUCGAUACUCUAGGGUUAGGUAACUGCACCGACGUUCUCCCAGUAUACAUUGGAGAUGACAGAACAGAUGAAGAUGCUUUCAAGGUGAUUCGAAAAAGAGGCCUGGGGUAUCCAAUAGUUGUCGCUUCCAGUCCGAAGGAUACUAAAGCUUCAUACUCCCUCUAUGACCCGUCGGAAGUGUUAACUUUCUUGUUGCGUCUAGCAAGGUGGAGGAAAAGCUCUAGUUCGAGCAGGUCACUGUCUCAGGUUUGGGGUGUAAGCAGUUGA
Molecule: messenger RNA, 1071 nt
Organism: Dovyalis caffra
Lineage: Eukaryota; Viridiplantae; Streptophyta; Magnoliopsida; Malpighiales; Salicaceae
Source: the annotation of a GenBank genome assembly